Caretta caretta (loggerhead turtle) is the source of this 3763-nucleotide messenger RNA. It is a transcript of the gene HDDC2, whose product is annotated as HD domain containing 2. Gene Ontology annotation, cellular component: cytoplasm. The record is from RefSeq and is a predicted model, not a curated record. Lineage: Eukaryota; Metazoa; Chordata; Testudines; Cheloniidae. Gene Ontology annotation, molecular function: 5'-deoxynucleotidase activity.
GCAAGGUCCCGCCGCAGGAGGCGGCUGGGCCAAGCGCCCUUCAGCGGGAGCGGGGAGGGGGGGCAGAGAAGGCGCCGGCGGGUGCUUCAGCUCGGCCGGAACAAAGCGGCAGGGGCGGAGCUCGGUCCCCGCUGUGCAGCGCGGGGAGGCGGGUCCCGGCAGCAGCAGCAGCCCCCGGGAGGCGGCCUCCGCGAGCCCCGCUGCUUCUUUCUCGGCCCGCUCCGCCGGCAGCGCCAUGGCCGCGGCCCCGCUGGGCGGCGCCGCCGGGAGCCUGCUGCAGUUCCUGAGGCUGGUGGGGCAGCUCAAGAGAGUACCACGAACAGGCUGGGUGUACAGGAAUGUAGAGAAACCAGAGAGUGUAUCGGAUCAUAUGUACAGGAUGGCAGUCAUGGCUUUGGUAACUGAAGAUAAACAACUUAAUAAAGACAGAUGUGUACGACUAGCUCUGGUUCAUGAUAUGGCUGAAUGCAUUGUUGGAGAUAUAGCACCUGCAGAUAACAUCUCCAAAGAGGAGAAACAUCAGCGAGAGGAGGCAGCUAUGAAACAUUUGACACAGCUGCUAUCAGAAGAUCUGAGAAAAGAAAUCUAUGAACUUUGGGAAGAAUAUGAACACCAGUCUACAGCAGAAGCCAGAUUUGUAAAAGAGCUGGAUCAGUGUGAGAUGAUACUCCAAGCAUCUGAGUAUGAAGAGUUGGAAAAAAUGCCUGGAAGACUGCAGGACUUUUAUGAUUCAACUUCAGGAAAAUUUAAUCACCCAGAAGUAGUCCAACUUGUGUCGUCCAUUAAUAUGGAAAGAAAUGCAAAAAUAGCUGCUACAACAAGUGAGCCACCCUCUUGAGGCAUUUUAAAACUUCUGUAACUAAAAUUUAUUUUACUCCUUCUAAUGUUUUGCUGCUACAGCAUCACUAAGUUUUACAGUUUUUUUUCUUUCCAUUAAUUGCUUGGAAUCUAUGGAAAAAUCUAGAUAAGCAAAAUAGGAUAAAUUUUGCAUUUGAUAUCAUAGCCCUAUUUAUACUGUUUGGCAUCCUGUAUCUUUUUUUUAAAUUUGAUGCAACCUGUUUAGUCAAUUGCUUGAUUCAGUUUUGGUUCAUCAUGAAAUACAGUAGAACACCAGAGUUAUGGACUGACUGGUCAACCAGACACCACUUGAGACCAAAAAAAAAGCAAAUAUGGUACUGUGCCCAUAUUGCAUCUUAAAGGUAGGUACAUCUGGGCUGCCUGUCCCCACCCCUAUGUGUGGGGCACCUACUCCCAGGUAGGAGUUGAGAUGUGCAGGCAAAGCUGUGAGCCCCUGCUGCCAGCCCAAGGCAGCUGGAGCAGAAGCAACAUUGGGGUCUAUGCUGCUUUCACCAGCAUCCUUUCCUCCCCACCCCCAGUCGGGAGGGGGACAAGCUGGCCUGGACAAGACGCUGCCUCUGGAACCUGGCCUGGAGUGUGAACUGCUGGAGCCAGAGCUAUGAACACCCUUUAUUCCCAAGGUGUCUGUAACUUGGAGGUUCUACUGUAUCCUCAAGAGAUCAAAUAACCAGUGUUAGUCCGGUUUAUGGAAAAAGGUUCCAUAUGAUACCAGUCUCCAAGAAGCCAUCUUAUGUGGCAUUGUUACAUUUACCUUACACGUGUGCUCCCAAAGUUACACUCCAAAUGCUAUCUUUUUAUAUAUUAUUUACAAGUAAAAAGGUCAUCUAAAACUAGAUUUAACCAAGCUGCUUUUUACCUUGUUUUUCCAGUACCAUGGUGUACCCCUUAGCUCUGGCCACAUGCAUUCCAGAUACCAAAGGGCAUGAUGGCACCACCUGGGUUUGUACUAGCAGAAAGCAAUCAUAUGUCUUGUCCUAUUCCCUUGGGAUAUUCCAGUACUGGUCUGUGAGAAUAACUCCCUACUUGUUCCUAUGGUAAAAUGAUCAUAUGUCCUGACCCUGACAACUUUUCUACCUACUUAAGCCAAAGUUUACUCUAUCCUAUAAUACUUCAGCAUUAGAGAAGAGGAUUAUAGUAUGUAGCUAAUGUAAGGGUAUAGGCCAAUUUAGGCUAUAUAACUGUUUGGUGCUAUUGUACAAAACAUUCUUAACCACUACUUGUUAUCUUAGAAACAAAGUCAUAAUUUCCUUGUUUAGCAUGGUACGGCUGCAAUACAGUCACUUUGUUAUAUAUUCAGUGGUACCCAUUCUGCUGAGAGUAAGUUAACUUUUUCUUAACAGCCACAAAACACGUAAGGUUGACUGGUGCCCCUGCACAGUCUACUGAAAGGGUUGCGAAUUUUGACUGGAUGUAUUCCUUGAGCCUUCUGGCCAGUGCUGGGGAUGGUAUAGGUGUACAUAUAAUAGGUUGGUCCAUGCACGCUUCUAUCUUUGGUGUGCACUUAGUGAGCUCAGCAAAAACAGCCAGCAUAAUCAGAACCACUAUACGGGGGGAUAAGGCCCCAUAUGACUUUUUUUGGCUGUGGCCUAUUCAAGAAUUUUUUUUAAACAGAGCUGGCAAAGUGUACUCUGUGGCUUUGCUCAGUUUCUGAAGCCCUCAAAACUUUGGUCUGAGACUGUGCAUGGAAAAUUUUUAGGCCAAAUACAUUAAUCAUGCUAAAUAUUUUUGAUGAGUUUAACUUGAUUAAUCAUUUCUAGUGUGGGAGUGCCUAGGGGACUCCACCAGGUUGGAGCCCUAUUUUACUAGUGAAUGGCAGCAGUUCCUUCUGCCAAAGAGCUUGCUGUCUAAAAGAAAAGAUGUAAGUGGAUGAAACAAACAAGCAGGUUUGGAGAGGAACCAAUGAAAACAAUAGGAAGUUUUAAGACUAGAUAAGGUGGGUGCACACUUUGUAGCCAAUCAGCAGCAACAAUUCCCCCCCCCCCCAAUGUAGCCUAACUAACUAUCCAGGGUAAGUCUGAAGGAAUUCUGAUUCCAGCUACAGAUAUCUCAGAGUCUAGAGUCUACCUUUGUAACAGUUCCUAACAAUAAUUAGGAAGCUAGGGGUAUUUUUUCCUUCUUUCCCAAAGAUGUAUUACUGUCAUAAAUACACUGAAUUAGAAGAACGAACUUAACUCCAGCCUGAAGGCCUACAGCAGUGUGACCCUGUCUUCUACUUACUGUUGCACUGCAAAUCUUGUGACUCUCUCUUACAGUCCUAGACCCUAGAGUCAUGAGAAUACACCAGAAUCUGAUUUCAAGCACUCAUAGUUGGAGGGGAAGGCUUGAACAUGUGAAUCCUAAAGUUGAAAAAUGAGGAAGUAAAAUAAUUAAAUCCAAAUGGAUUUAAAGAAUUUCAUUUUUUUAAAUCUGGUGGGUUAUUUUUUGCUUUUAAUUUCUGGAAUGCUUGGGGUAGACAAUACCAUAGGGAUCUCAGUUGGCUACCACUCUUUGUUAAUAGUUAGGAAAAGAGGCUGGGGAGAUGUUUUUAAAUAUUCUGUUGAAAAUCCACAAAAUUUUUGGGUAUAAAAAUGCCAUUCCAGAACUCUUGCACACUGUGCAGGUAGCAGGUACAGUCCUAUUUGAAAUGGCUAUAAUAAAGCAUGAAUUUUAUUAUCAGGUUUAUAUGUUUCUAACUAUCGAUGAUGGGGGAAAAAUAAACCCAUUUCAGAUAGAUAUUAUAAACUGUGUGGCUGGCCCAAACCAUCUGUCUGCAACUUUUUUUUUUGUAUUUCCAUUGUAACAUCUUAUUAGAACAAAACUAUUACAAGGGGCAUCUUGCUAAUAAAAACACACAAGGCAGACACACAUUUUAAAAACUCAUUUACACAAACGAACUUUUUUUUAAAUAAAAAUGCUGCAACAGAAA